This is a messenger RNA of Arabis nemorensis, 684 nucleotides long. The record is from the annotation of a GenBank genome assembly. NCBI's taxonomy places the organism in Eukaryota, Viridiplantae, Streptophyta, Magnoliopsida, Brassicales, Brassicaceae.
AUGAUAAUGACCAACAUCAUAUACAUAUGCCUUAUUAAGAUGGCAAGUCUCAAUAAUUGUUUGGUGGAUGCAAAAACAUUGCAAAGUUUCAACAAUUUUGAAACUGAAGAGCAACUUACAAUCAUCAAUACUACAUAUGGCGAUACAUAUGCAUGUGUGGAUUUUUACAAACAACCAGCAAUUGACCAUCCGUCAAUGAAAAAUUACUCAAUCCGUUACAAAAUGCGUCUGACAUCAUCCCUAAGAAACUCAAAAAUAAAUAAUAAAAAGUUUGGUUACUUGUGGGAAAAUGGUAUAGGUUGUCUCAUUGGUACUAUACCUAUAAAGAGAGCCACCAAAAAUGAAUUAGUAAAAUUAGAUUUGUUCUCUGAAACAUAUAGGCCUCAAGGUUCUUGGAACUUUAAUGAUAUUCAAUCCAAAGUUCAUAGUGACCAACAUCAUUUUGCGGUGUCUCGUACCAAAGAAGAACAAGGGAAAUCCUACACCGGAGCAUCAAUGAUGCUUUCUGUAAAUGAUCCCAGGGCAGGUGAAAAUCAAUGUUAUAAUAACAUGUGUUCAGGUGGGAUCAUAACCGUUCGUUCAGAUAUUCCCCUUGGUCAUGUUCUCGCUCCUCCUGGUAUUCGUGGUUCAAACACUUUCAUAAGUAGAUAUGCCUUACAUAAGGCUUCACAAAUCGUUAUCUAA